UCCCUUCCCUCUCCUAGCUAUCAGCUCCUCUCGUUUUCAUUUUCGCUUAAUUGAGAAAAAAAGAACCGACACUUACUACCCUUAAUAUCGUUAAAUGGCGCCGAGAGAGAAGACGGCGGCCGUUAAACCUAACGGUAGCUGCGGCGGCGGUGCUGCUGCUGUUAAGGAGGUGCAUUUUAGGGGGGUGAGGAAGAGGCCGUGGGGUAGAUAUGCCGCCGAGAUCAGAGAUCCUGGCAAAAAGAGCCGAGUCUGGCUCGGCACCUUUGACACGGCAGAGGAAGCUGCUCGUGCUUAUGACGCCGCCGCUCGUGAAUUCCGGGGCGCUAAAGCCAAGACUAAUUUCCCGUUGGCCAGCGAAAAUGUGAACAAGAAUAUUAUUUUAAACAAGAAGAUUGAUACCGGAGCAAACAAUCCGAGCCCGAGCCCCAGUAGCACCGUGGAGUCGUCGAGCCGGGAGACACCUGCUAUGAUGAUGGAAUCCUCAUCUCCCUUAGAUCUUAAUCUGGGUCCAUCGGCCGCCGUCAGGUUCCCUUUCCAGCCUAUACCGGCGGUUGGCGGUGUUUUUACACCGCCGGUGGUCAAUCAUCAACACGUCCUUUAUUUUGAUGCGAUGAUGAAGAGUCAGUAUCAGCGGUUGUUCUUUGAUCAACAGCAUCAUCUCCAUCAUCAGGCGAUCUUUAGCGCUGUGAAUGGCGGUGGGGUCCAGAGUGAUUCUGAUUCAUCCUCAGUCAUUGAUUUGAACCAACAGGAGAUCAACCCGCCGCGCAGAAAUCUUGAUUUCGAUCUCAAUCUCCCUCCAAAACCGGAAAUUGCGUGAUUUUUUUGGCCGGAGAUGACGAACCUCCAAGCGUUUCCAAUAAUUAUUUUCCUUUUCUCAUGGAAAUUUAUUUUUUUUCCUAUUUUUCUCAGAUAGGAAUUAAAUUGGACUUAGAAAAAACAAAAUCCCCCCCAAAAAAGCAAAGAGCUUUGUUUUGUCAUCUAUUUGGGUUUUUUUAAUCCCUGUGUAUACGUAGUUGCUGAAAGCCUUUUUGCAACAGAGAGUUUCUCUUUGUUGUUGAUAAUUAGUUAAAUCACUGUAUCACCUUUUUCUUUCUAUAAUCGAGUAAUAUUAAUCAUUGGAUUAACAAGAAUAUUAUCCUUA
This is a messenger RNA of Jatropha curcas, 1141 nucleotides long. RefSeq names its product ethylene-responsive transcription factor 11. The record is from RefSeq and is a predicted model, not a curated record. NCBI's taxonomy places the organism in Eukaryota, Viridiplantae, Streptophyta, Magnoliopsida, Malpighiales, Euphorbiaceae. Gene Ontology annotation, molecular function: DNA binding; DNA-binding transcription factor activity. Gene Ontology annotation, biological process: regulation of DNA-templated transcription.